GAUGUCCCUCCCAUAAUAGCGGGAUCGGAUUGGCCAGCGGGUCCCAGCUCCCUUUCCUGCGCGGUUGCUGGGCUGCCGGAGCCGGACACGCUGUGCUGGGACUGUCCUGGGAGCUGACAGCCAGAGCAGCCGGUGACGUAGCUUGGUCCUACGGACUUUUAGGGUAUGCUGGCAUUAUAAACAAAGGACAAUACAGGAUGGAAGGAUCUGAAGACGUUUGUAUGGAUGCAGGGGAAAUGAAGGAUAUGGAAAGGGUAGACGAUGAUCUGAUGGAGCAGAGCAGAUCUAAUGAAUCCGAUGACAGAUGCAGUGGUCACAUUGAGGAUUUGAAUGUAGUCGGGAAUACAGGAAACCAAAAUACGGCUCCUGGGGAUGUACAUGUUGAUAUGGGAGCAGAGGUCCACGAUCCCAUGAAAGACCGUGACAAAGAACUGUUGGAAGCGGAACAUUUAAUCUCAUCUGCUAAUGAAGUUGAGAGUUGUGUGCAGGGGAUGGAAAGCAGUGUUUAUAGAACAGAGGAUGAAAUAGUGUUUCAUGAAGGACAAUCAGUUAAUGUGGAUGCGGACAGUAAUGGAAUGGAAACCGUAGCUGGACAGGAGAGUAAAGUCUGCACAACUAGUAAUGAAGUCUUGAAUGAUGAUUUGUUGUCCUUGAAGGAACAGGUUCAAGAAGUGAGGGAAGAGGAAGGUGAAGAGAAAGAACUCAGUCUUCAGGACCCAUCAAUAAAUAUAUUGUCUCCUGACAAGCAGGUCCCUGUGUGUGAUAUCUGUACAGAAGAGACCACUGGAAACGCCACCAGUGCUGCGGAUGAGGACGUGGAGGUGACACCUUUGGAAUCUGUAGAUUCACAGAUGGCAGAGGAACAAUAUGUUUCGGCUUCCUAUGACUUCUCUCACCAGCCAUGGCAACUAACUGGCGCCUGGAAGGAAUAUUCGGCUCUGCCUGAGAAUUUUCUUAAAGGGUGUAAAUGGGCUCCCGAUGGUUCCUGUCUAAUGACCAACAGCGAAGAUAACAUCCUGAGGGUAUAUAACCUUCCUCCGGAGUUGUAUAUGGGCAACUGGGAUAUACUCGAGGAAAUGAGCGCAGUCCUACGAAUGGCUGAGGGGGACACGAUUUAUGACUACUGCUGGUACCCGUGCAUGAACUCCACUGACCCCGAAACCUGCUUUGUUGCCAGCAGCAGCCGUGACAAUCCGAUUCACGUGUGGGACGCGUUCCACGGGAACCUAAAGGCAUCUUACAGACCCUACAAUCAUCUGGACGAGCUCACAGCAGCACAUUCUCUCUGUUACACCCCUGAUGGCGCUCAGCUGUUUUCUGGGUUUGAUAAGAUGGUCAGAGUAUUUGAAACGUCUCGGCCAGGAAGAGACUGUCAAUGUCGGCCCACCUUCCAGAAGAAACAAGGACAGUCUGGAAUUAUUUCUUGCAUUGCAUUCAGCCCGUGUCAAGAUAUUUAUGCCUGUGGAUCCUACUCUAAAUCCCUGGGGUUAUACUCUCGCCAUGAGGGGGUCACUCUUGCUGUUCUGCAGGGGCAUCAUGGAGGUGUCACCCACCUGGUUUUCUCUUCUGAUGGCCACUGCGUUUACUCCGGUGGGAGAAAAGACCCUGAGAUCUUGUGUUGGGAUAUCCGCUACCCUGGGAAGGUCUUAUCCUCGUUGAGACGAAACGUCUCCACCAAUCAAAGGAUGUACUUUGACAUGGAGAUAUCUGGACGGUACCUCCUGAGUGGUGAUACACAGGGCCUGGUGUCAGUCUGGGACACGAUAUCACCAUCUGAAGACUCCUCCAUCCUUCCUCUGUUACAGUUCCAGGCCCAGAAUGACUGUGUCAAUGGAAUCAGCUUGCACCCAUCUUACCCACUUUUGGCGACCGCGUCGGGCCAAAGAAAGUUUCCGGAAUUAAAUGACAGCGGCGACGAAUCCCGGGAGGAAGAGAGGUCUCCACAAGGCAUCUCGGGAGAAAAUUCUCUGCAGCUGUGGUGGUGUGGGAGUGAAGCACAAUAAAACUGAGCUAAAAAUUGGGGACAUUUAAAACGCCCUCACAAUUUCACAAAGUGCCUCCCUCUUGUACAUGUGUAUAUAUUCUGCCUAAAAUAUUGCUUUUGUUUUUUGACUUAUAAUUUUGAACAUGUUCAUAACGUGUAGAUAUUUUGUACAUUUUUGCUGAAUUUGAUAUUUGAGUACAUUCAGGUCUAUGAAUAUUGUAUAGAAUAAUAAAAGAUCGAGAGAGGUGUGUUUGAUAUCC
Molecule: messenger RNA, 2244 nt
Organism: Pelobates fuscus (common spadefoot toad)
Lineage: Eukaryota; Metazoa; Chordata; Amphibia; Anura; Pelobatidae
Gene: WRAP53
Product: WD repeat containing antisense to TP53
Exons: 11
Coding region: 198-2003 (601 amino acids)
Biological process (GO): Cajal body organization
Cellular component (GO): Cajal body
Molecular function (GO): RNA binding; protein binding
Source: RefSeq, a predicted model, not a curated record